AUGAAACCUCGUUGGAAUCCCCAAUUGAGGUGUCCUAGAGUCCUGAAGCGAUGGGUUUCUGAUGUACGAUUACCCACUAUUUACGCAUUAUCCACAAAGCAGGGGCGAUCUGCCAUUGCCGUAAUACGAAUAUCCGGUCCGAGUACAUUGGAUGUAUUCAAGAGGUUAUCUCGUAUAGAUGACGAUAAGAGGUUACAAAGACAUAGGCUAGCCAGUGUGAGAAAGCUUUACGAUCCAAAAUCGGGGGUUCUAUUGGAUGAAGCCCUAUCGUUGUUUUUUAAGGGCCCCAACUCAUAUACCGGAGAGGAUGUUUUGGAGCUCCACGUCCAUGGAGGAAAUGCCGUGGUCAAGUGUGUUCUUAAUGCCAUCAAAUAUUUGCAUGAAUCUGCUGCUCCAAUAAGAUAUGCAGACCCAGGAGAGUUUUCUAGAAGGGGGUUUCAAAAUGGAAAGUUUGACUUGACUGAGGUUGAAGGUGUACGUGACAUGAUCGAUGCUGAAACAGAAUUUCAGAGAGUUUCAGCAUUAACUUCGUUGAAGGGGGAGACGAGACAUCUAUUUCACCGCUGGAGAACAGAAAUUGUGAAGAAUGUAGCUCUUUUAACUACGGUAAUCGAUUUUGGUGAAGACCAUGAUAUUGAAGAGGUAAAUGAACUGUUUGGCAGAGUAGCAAAAAAUAUCGAUUUACUGGAAGCGGAGAUCAAAAAUUACUUGGAAAAGGUAAAACGAUCUGAAAUAUUAAUGAAGGGGAUCAAAUUAUCAUUGAUUGGCCCGCCAAAUGCUGGGAAGUCGUCAUUGUUGAAUGUUCUUUCAGACUCAGAUUCAGUGAUCGUGAGUGACAUACCGGGAACCACCCGAGACAGUAUAGAUAUACCCUUGGAUGUUGGUGGGUAUAAAGUUGUUAUUGGUGAUACUGCAGGCAUUAGAUCUUUUGAAGAUGCAGAUAUUAUCGAAAAGGAAGGGAUCAAAAGAGCAACGACCAAAUCGUUAAACAGCGACGUUGCCGUUAUCAUCUUACCUGUAGACUUGAGGGAGAUCAAUAGUGAUCUAAUCAAACACAUUGAAAAUUUGAAAAGCUCGACGUCCAGUUGUUCAGAAAACAUACUAGUUGCUUUAAACAAAUCCGAUUUACUAGAGGACCCGAAUCAGCAUUCCCAAAUCAUUAAACAGUUUUCCGAGGCGCUGAAAUUACCUGAAUCAACUUUUUGUUUGAUAUCAUGUGCUAACAGAGAUGGAAUUGACUCGUUGAUGGGCACAUUAAUUGAAAGAUUCAAAAUUAUCACGUUAACGACCAAUUCCGAUCCAAUAAGUAUUUCGCAAAGAUCACAGGAUAUCUUAAGCAACGAUGUAUUGCAUGGAUUUCAGGAGUUUCGUUCGUAUAAUGGAAUUGACGACGUUUUAGCCACGGAGAGUUUGCGGUACUCAGUGGAAGGAAUUGGCAAAAUCACAGGUGAAGCUGUUGGAAUUGAGGAGAUAUUAGGAGUGGUUUUCUCUAGUUUCUGUAUAGGUAAAUAG
Molecule: messenger RNA, 1512 nt
Organism: Komagataella phaffii GS115
Lineage: Eukaryota; Fungi; Ascomycota; Pichiomycetes; Pichiales; Pichiaceae
Product: Mitochondrial protein, forms a heterodimer complex with Mto1p
Exons: 1
Coding region: 1-1512 (503 amino acids)
Biological process (GO): tRNA wobble uridine modification; tRNA methylation
Cellular component (GO): mitochondrion; cytoplasm
Molecular function (GO): GTPase activity; protein binding; GTP binding
Source: RefSeq, a predicted model, not a curated record